Molecule: messenger RNA, 519 nt
Organism: Entamoeba invadens IP1
Lineage: Eukaryota; Evosea; Mastigamoebida; Endamoebidae
Product: transcription factor nf-Y alpha, putative
Exons: 2
Coding region: 1-519 (172 amino acids)
Biological process (GO): regulation of transcription by RNA polymerase II
Molecular function (GO): RNA polymerase II cis-regulatory region sequence-specific DNA binding; DNA-binding transcription factor activity, RNA polymerase II-specific
Source: RefSeq, a predicted model, not a curated record
AUGCCUUCACGUUUUGGCGUUGUACAGACGGAGCAUAACACCUCCGGAAAUCCAUGGAACCUUUUGCCCUCGGCGUAUCGGGCAUCGUUUUCGAAAAACCAAACAAACAUCCACAUCGGCACACCCAAAGACGCAAUUCACUGGUCGUCCUCGGACCCCACACAAAAGUACGUCUUUGUAAAUGAAAAACAGUUUGAGCGUAUAAUGAAAAGGAGAAAGGAGCGCGAGGAUUUAUACGGCCAAUUUGGCUUCCAAUCGGCCUCUUCCAAACCGCGUAAAUUCAAGUACGAAUCGAGACACAGGCACGCAGUGAAUAGACAACGUGGCGACGGCGGAAGAUUUUGUAGCAAAAAGAAGUCGGAAGUCAACACCUCGACAAUCUCAGCAGCGUCUCCCCAACAAAACGAGAUUCUUGCUGCUUCAGACACGUCACAAAUAUCGCCAAUUGCUGUUUCUGCGCCUCAGAUAUCACAAACUAUCCUCGACUUCAGUACAGCGAAUGCUUUCCAAUUCAAUUAA